Messenger RNA from Uncinocarpus reesii 1704, 3399 nucleotides. RefSeq lists its product as uncharacterized. Gene Ontology annotation, biological process: transmembrane transport. The transcript has 3 exons. The coding region runs from base 1 to 3399 and encodes 1132 amino acids. The record is from RefSeq and is a predicted model, not a curated record. Lineage: Eukaryota; Fungi; Ascomycota; Eurotiomycetes; Onygenales; Onygenaceae.
AUGAGUAGCGCUGGCCUGACGACCAACGUGCCGGUCGAUGAACCCGACGGCUGCUCCCAUGAACCUCCUCUUGACGCCUGCCGACAAUGCUCCACACCCACUCGCCUGAUCCCAGGGCGCCCAUUCUUUCGACGACGGAUGGAUCGCCAAACAUCGCCGCUGCCUGCCUUUCGAAUACCCCUCACGCUUCUCCAGCUGCUUCUCCUAUGCCUCGCCCUUGCACCGGCUGACGCGGCCCUCGUUCCUUUUGAGAAUUGCCUCCCCGACGCGAUCAUCAGGUCGAAACCCGCGCAGCUACAGUUCGUCCCGCUUUUCGUCACUGCGACCUUUGAGCGGUCGUCAGAGCAGAAGAACUUGACAGUCACUGUGUAUGGCAAUGUGACGGGCCUUGCGAGGCCGGGCAGAUAUCCGCCGCCGACUGACCCUGGGUGGUCCGAUCCCGGCGUUACUGUGGGCAAGAUCGUGGAAUUUGACCAGUCGACCAACGUGUACACGACUCUGUCGUCGCGUAUAGACGUCCUGAGCUUUACGCCUUAUCGCGCCAAUCGACGGCCGUUUUGCGAUGCUCUGGUGCAGGGAGAAUGUCCGCUGGGGCCGGUGUUCAAUGCAAACGCAUCUGAUCUAUCCCAACUACGAGCAUUUUCCUUUUCCCACAACCUCUUCUCAACUUAUGCCUUUGCUUCCGUCGUUCCCACCUUCGAAGUGUAUGCCGGUGAUUCAGAUGGCACCCCCAUUGCUUGCGUAACCGUCGAUGUUCCACCAGACUUGGGACCAACACUAAACGACUCUCUCGCAUACAUUCCACUUGUUAUCUUGAUAUUAGUCGGUGUUGCGACGAUCUCAGCCGCCAUAUACAGCCCAUGGGGUACUACGGAUAUCUUUCGGUGGACCAGCAAUUAUGGACGAGAUGAAGAUCUACUACGCCUCGUCACCCCAGGAUUUGGCGACUGUUUACAGUACAUCCAGUUUAUCAUUCUUACCGGCUCCUUGACCUUGAACUAUCCUGGUUUCUUUCAGCCCGUUGUCAGCAAUGUAGGAUGGUCGACGUUGAUGUUUAACGAAAGCUUGGUCAGUCAUGGCAACGGGACACAGCCGCUACAGGAUGGAGUUUAUACCGUCAACGGCACAUAUGGACUGGAUCGAAUGAGACAAUUCAUUGGCAUGUCGGCGGCAAGAGAUGUAUGGCCAGGCAUGGUGGUUUGGCUGCUCUCAAUUCUCGCCAUCGUAACCCUGCUUACCCAGCUUGCCUUUUCGUUUCAGUGGAUACACCGCAAAGUGGCUCGCGUCCCAGAAGAGGAUCUUCGGGCGAAGAACUUGCCUUUUACGGCCGGAAAUGUUAUUCGGAUCAUUUUUAAUUACUUUUUACUACCCAUCGUGUCUCUGACCAUGUUUCAAUUCAUGGUCGCUGGUUCGUCACCAGUGUACACGGUGGCAUUGGCUGCCAUUCUACUUGUUUUACUAAUUCUAUUCUCGGGCUGGUUAUUGAUUCUGAUCGCGAAGACACGGCCUCGAUCCUAUCUGUUUGACGACCUUCCCACCGUCCUCCUUUACGGCCCUUUGUACAACACCUUUUCAGACAGCGCUGCACCCUUUGCGUGGAUUUCUGUUCUUCUUACCUUUAUCAGAGGCAUCGCAGUCGGGGCGGUUCAGCCGUCUGGCAUCGCCCAGAUUGUGUUGUUGGCAAUUUGCGAGGUCGUUCUCGUCCUGACCAUUAUUGCGUUUCGGCCUUUUGAAUACCCCACGUCGAUGAAUGCUUAUUACACGGUUCUCGCUGUGCUCAAAUGCCUAACGAUUCUUCUUAGUGUCGCUUUUGUUCCAUCUUUGGGGGUUUCGGAUGCCAGUCGUGGCUGGAUUGGCUAUAUCAUCCUUUUAAUACACGGAGUUGUUUUGGUUUUUGGUUUCUUUCUUAAUGCGAUCCAGACAUUGAUUGAGGUUAUCGCAAGAUUGCUUGGAGCUGGUGGCGAAGGGGGCGUUGAAGGAGGGGCUGCGAGAGGAGGACUUUCGAAGGUAUUGGGACUCCGUAUUUUCCCAUUGUUAAAAGGUACUAACAGCUACGUAGGUAUUCGCGCAUUCGGCAUGGGCCAAAGUCGAGGAGACGGGAGCGUGCCGUACACUCCAACCACUCCAGGCGCGAUUAGCGCCUUUUCGGGGCCUGGCCGGCAAUCCGGUGGAAGCGCAUCGCCUCGUGGUGGCCUGGUUAAACUAAAACAUACUGAAACGGCUGAUCAUUUCUAUAGGCCUCCAAGGCAGCGUCGGGCAACUCUUGACGGGUUGUCACCAGCCAGCCGCCGACACAGCUCCUGGGGCGAUUGGAGCAAAAGAGAUUCUGCGAAUACCAACAGUGGCGAAGAAAUUGACGUGGCAGAAGGUCCAUCGAUAUCAGGAAGAGGAACGCCAGCCCCUGCAUACCUUGGGGUUUCGAAAGACGAUCCCGACGCAGAUGAAGAGGCUGGCAACCCGAAAACUGAUUAUGCUGUCCGUGAAGCCGACUUUUACUAUCGGGUUCGAGGACCCGCGCUUUCAAAGGCGCCUGCGCGUAAACUCAAGACGGGCCCAGCAGAUCCUACUGGACCCGUUUCUUCUGCUUCUGGAUGGCUUCGAAAUGUAUUUCGAGGGAAAACCAAAGAAAAAGGAAGAGGAUUUGAGGUUGUGCGCAGCGCACGGGCACCCCCACCCGUUUUGAUGCCUGCUGAAGAACCGGAUGUCUUCUCUGAGCCGUACCGCGAUGACCCUGAGCCUUCCAAAGAUAAAACACGGGGUGCAGAAUCGAAUACGGCUGGAGCGCAGGCUCAUGCCGAAGACUCAGAAAACCGUACCGAGAUUCCAGCGGAACCCCCUUCAUUACCACCAAUAGCCACCACCGAUUCAAUUGAACUUUUAAGUCGCACCAGUACGAGAAAGGGUGCGCCAGAGCUUCGAGGAUUACGAAUCAGACCGCCCACGCUUCCUCGCAAAAGCUCAAAGCGUCAUUCUUCCGCUGACCUGGACGUUGGGCCUGAAGGCACCCGAAGAGACGCUUCUCGCUCGCGCCCUUCGACCGGUCAAGAAUUCCUCGCAGCCGAAACUCCAAGGCCAAAGCAUUUGCAGCUCAGCAAUGUUCAGCAGCCAGGCCGGUUACCGUUUGCAUCCAAAUCAUCAUCAACCCGCAGCGACCAAAUAUCUUCGAAUUCCGCAGGAUCCAGCAUCAACAACCCUCCCGAGGAGGACCCGGCCACACCUCGCCCGGCUCACAGAAGAAUGAGAUCGGGCCCAGAACGGUUCGUCUCGACGAAGCGGACAGAUAGACCUUCGAGUUUAGGAUAUGUCCAACAGUAUCGGGCGAGUGAUCAUAUUCACAAUGCAAACUCGUCGAGUCCUCCAUUUUCCGAGAGCGCGGCCGAGAUCGUCAAAGAUACUUGA